UGUGUGUGUGUGUGUGUGUGUGUGUGUGUGUGUGUGUGUUCAGGGUGGUGAAAUCUAGGACCAUGGUGGUACAUCUAUGACUGCUUUACUUCUGUAAUGAAGCUUUUCUUUUGGAUUCCAGGGUGGACAGCUGACAGUGUGUGUCGCAGGCAAAGCAGAGGUCACUGAACACCUCUGGCUGAGUCACAGUGAUGCCUUGUCUAAAAGUGCUACAUACUUGUUUUCCUCUGGGCCAUAAAGUGCCUAUUGUCUGCACGUAUACGGGAACUUCAUUAGCCUUUUUUAAAAUCCCUUACCUCGGAAACCUUGAUUUGGACUUCUGCGAGAUCUCAAAUCUCUCUUUCCAGUGUGUCCUGGUUAGUCCAUGGCACAGGGCUGGCAUUUGACUGCUAUUUGUCCAGCAGUGUGACGUUGCUUGAUGAGAAUGUGGUGCCUUGACUGAUACUGAAAUCUGACCACAAAUAUUUUGGCAUGCUUUCAGGGCAAAGCGCAGCGUGACCAUGUCUGAGGGACCGAGAAAGUCCAAGCCCAAGUCCAAGUACCCAGCAACACGCAGACUGCUUCUGAAGACCAAACUUCUGCGGAAGGCAGAGAGUUUGCUGGUGAAGGAGAGAGAGCAGAAGUUGAUCGAACGGGAGAGCGCGCUGAAGGAGAGAGCACCCCCUCUGAAGCUCUCCGGCCUCUCUGUGCAGGAGCUGCAGGAAAUUUGCAAAGAUUUGCACCACAAGAUCGACAUUGUGGAUGAGUCACGAUACGACCUUGAACUAAAAGUGGCCAGGAAUGAAACAGAGAUCCAGUCACUACAACAGAAGGUCUAUGAACUGAAGGGCAAAAUGAAGCGACCCAACCUGAAGAGAGUUAAGAAGACGGCGGAUGACAAGCUGGGAGCUCUCACGGACACCAAGCUCAUGAAGGCCGACUUCAAAGCCAACCUCAAGACUGUGAAGAAAGAGGAGGAAAAGAAAGAGGAGGUGACAGACUGGAGGAAGAACGUGGAAGCCAUGUCCGGCAUGGAGGGCAGGAAGAAGAUUUUUGAUGCUGGCCAGUAAAUUCAGCAUUUUGCUGUAUUUUUUUAAAUGAAGGCAAUAAAAGACAUUUUGCAGAAAACACAGGUGUGUGUGUGUGUGUGUGUGUGUGUGUGUGUGUGUGUGUGUGUGUGUGUGUGUGUCUGAAUCUUCCAAAAACAGGUGAAAUAAGUCAUUCACAUUUUCUAAUAUAAAAUUGACUUGCAUGGAAUAUUGAUGAUUUUCUGCUAAAAUAUGUGCAUGUAUUAUCAGCGGAGAUGGAUUAGACAGAGGAAAACCUAAUAUUCCUAUCAUACCAAUUGUGUAAUGUAUUUGAUUCAUACACUCUGAUUAAAUGAAUGAAUACAUUUUGUGUAUCCUCACACAAAAUAUGUGCUAAUUUUGUUAUAGAUUUGCAUUUUUUUAAAUCAGGUUAUUUUUAACAAUGACACUGAGUGCAUUAAAGAGAGUGAGGUUUAAAGAUAGUUACAUGUAACACAAUUCAUUUGUAUUUUCAGUAAAAUUAAAAAUAUAUAUAUAUCUUGAAAGCGUUGUUUGUUUAAAAUCCAAAUGUGUAUGAUCAGAUUAACAUCAGAUUAAGUUUUGUUUGUUUUUCAUGGUAGAAACAAUAUGACUUAAAAACAUAUUUAUAUGUGAAAUAGAAUUUAGGUGAAACAAUUUCAAAAUAAUGCUUUAAUUAUUUUGGCAUAUUUGCAUUAAUUUAAAUAUUAUGGAGCUUCAGCUAUAUUAUUUAUUUACAGAUGGUAACUAUCCUGGUGUCAAAAUGCACAUGAUCCAAUUAAACAUUCUAUGAACUUUGC
Molecule: messenger RNA, 1825 nt
Organism: Electrophorus electricus (electric eel)
Lineage: Eukaryota; Metazoa; Chordata; Actinopteri; Gymnotiformes; Gymnotidae
Source: RefSeq, a predicted model, not a curated record